AUGAAGCCUGACGAGCGAAAGGGUGAGAAGGGAGAAAGGUUUGCUGGUGAAGGGGAUGUUAAGAAGGCAAAGAAUGUAGGUCAGAGAGAAGAAGAAGAAGAAGAGCCAGUCCCUGCCAAGAGAACACCCAGAGAGACCGCCGCAGGAAGCAAAUCCAGGGGACCAGAAGAGGCUUCAGAAGAAGGUUCAAAGCGGCCAACGAAGAGAGUUGAAGUGCUUGGUGAAACCACUCCACUGGAGAAGGAGGACUCAAGUGUAUCCAAAAUGGAUAAGGAUAAAUACGCAAGGCCGGACGAAAAGGAGGUCUCAUUUAAGGAGGGAUCUGGUGAUCAAGCAGGAUCCAGAACUCCUACUGGAAAGGGUACUACUCCUUCUGAGCAACGUGAGGAGACGCAGCAGCGGAAUAUAGGGAGUGCCAGCAAACCCCCAAUGGCUGUCAGACGAACCCCUGAACUUUCAGAUAAGGUUGAAUAUCCCGUAGAGAGUGGUGAUAAGGGCCGCCUGACAUCUCCCUCUAACCAGGCCAUGUCCCGCUCACGUUCAGGUAACCAAUCAGAACCGCGCCGAAGUGACAGUGGACUCCGGUACCGCAGCGUUGAUGAACCCUCCCUAACUGGGCACUUAUCCACACGAAAGAUCCCGCAGGUGAAGCAACCGUGGUUCCCCCCACGUAACACAACAACAGAGGACCACAUUCCUCUUGAGAAACGUGAAAGUUUCCGUAACCGCGCAAACUCUAUCAGAGAAUUGGAGCGCCGAUCACGAGGGUCCGGGCGGAGCAGCGGACGCCACACAAGCCAUACUUCACCCCGUGAAUAG
This is a messenger RNA of Trypanosoma theileri, 819 nucleotides long. RefSeq lists its product as uncharacterized. Lineage: Eukaryota; Euglenozoa; Kinetoplastea; Trypanosomatida; Trypanosomatidae. The transcript has a single exon. Bases 1 to 819 code for a protein of 272 amino acids. The record is from RefSeq and is a predicted model, not a curated record.